AUGCCUCCAAUUUAAAUUUCUUGGAGUAAAAACAAAUCAAACAUAUCAUUAAUUGUAAGGCAUAUGAAAUUAAAUAGUUUUGGUACUUCUGAAUGCCCAAAUGUCUAUGAGUUUAAAUAAUAAUUUAAUUACUCGAAGUUAAAUAUCUAAGAACAUGGUGAAAUCCUGCCUAACCAAACCCUACAAUGGUUUUAACAAAAUAAAGAUGGAAAUGUCUUGAUCCACAGUCAAUUUGGAAUUAAUAGAGCUCCAGCUCUUAUUGCAGCUGUAGUUUAAAAGAUCACUUAAUGCAAUUUAAAUGAAAUUCUACAAACUAUCUCAUUCAAAAAGCCAGACAUUAAGGUUUCAAGUAAGAUCUAGGAAGAAUAGGAACUAAUUUAGUUAGAUCAGUAUUUCUAAUAGAUCUCAGCUCAACUUAAACCUUAAAUCAGAACUUAGAAAGACUGUGCCUUUAAAUGUAUCAAGUGUAGAACUGAUGUAUUUGUGUCAGCAGUUUUGGUUCAUGGAAUAAAGCCUGAAUGCAAUCAUUAUUUCAUUGAAAGACCUCAUUUCAUAGAAGAGUAUGAAUAAGAUGGUAAAAUAUCUUGCUAAAAAUGUAAUUAAAGGGUAGGCGACUUUAAAUAUAUUGGAUCUAAAUGUAAUUGUGGAGAAUACGUAUGUCCUGCUUAUAUGUAUAAUAAAUCGAAAGUAGACAAGAAAAUAAUAUGA
Molecule: messenger RNA, 708 nt
Organism: Paramecium tetraurelia
Lineage: Eukaryota; Ciliophora; Oligohymenophorea; Peniculida; Parameciidae
Exons: 2
Biological process (GO): protein dephosphorylation
Molecular function (GO): protein tyrosine/serine/threonine phosphatase activity
Source: RefSeq, a predicted model, not a curated record